Heterostelium album PN500 is the source of this 1041-nucleotide messenger RNA. RefSeq names its product WD40 repeat domain-containing protein (gene gpbA). Gene Ontology annotation, molecular function: signaling receptor complex adaptor activity; protein binding. The record is from RefSeq and is a predicted model, not a curated record. The transcript has 5 exons. Gene Ontology annotation, cellular component: heterotrimeric G-protein complex; cytoplasm. Gene Ontology annotation, biological process: G protein-coupled receptor signaling pathway. Bases 1 to 1041 code for a protein of 346 amino acids. NCBI's taxonomy places the organism in Eukaryota, Evosea, Eumycetozoa, Acytosteliales, Acytosteliaceae.
AUGUCAGAUAUUUCAGAAAGAAUUCAACAAGCACGUAGAGAUGCAGAGGUUAUGAAGGAACAAAUUAGAACCAACAGAGAAGUUAUGAAUGAUACAUCUCUCAAGGUAUUCACUCGUGAUCUUCCAAAUCUACCAAAGUUGGACAAUAAGAUCAAGAUUAGAAGAACACUCAAGGGUCAUCUUGCCAAGAUUUACGCUAUGCACUGGGCUGAAGAUUCAACUCAUUUAGUAUCUGCCUCUCAAGAUGGUAAAUUGUUGGUUUGGGAUGGUCUUACUACCAACAAAGUACACGCUAUUCCAUUGAGAUCAUCAUGGGUUAUGACUUGUGCCUAUUCACCGACUGCCAAUUUUGUAGCAUGUGGUGGUUUAGAUAAUAUUUGUUCGAUUUAUAAUCUCCGUAGUAGAGAAGUCCCAAUCAGAGUGUGCCGUGAGCUUAACUCACACACUGGUUAUUUGUCGUGCUGUAGAUUCCUUAACGAUAGACAAAUUGUAACAAGUAGUGGUGAUAUGUCAUGUAUUUUGUGGGAUAUUGAGAAUGGUACAAAGAUUACCGAGUUUUCUGAUCACAACGGUGACGUCAUGAGCGUUUCCGUGUCACCAGACAAGAACUACUUCAUUUCCGGUGCCUGUGAUGCUACCGCUAAAUUGUGGGAUAUCCGUGGUGGUAAAUGUGUCCAAACCUUCACUGGUCACGAUGCUGAUAUUAACGCCGUCCAAUACUUCCCUAAUGGACUUUCAUUUGGUACUGGUUCUGAUGAUGCCUCCUGCAGAUUGUUCGAUAUUCGUGCCGACCGUGAAUUGAUGCAAUACACCCACGACAAUAUUUUAUGUGGUAUUACCUCUGUCGGUUUUUCAAUUUCUGGUCGUUUCUUGUUUGCCGGUUACGACGACUUUUCAUGCAAUGUUUGGGAUACCCUCAAGGGUGAGCGUAUCGUAUCUCUCACCGGUCACGGUAAUCGUGUAUCUUGCUUGGGUGUUUCUGUCGACGGUAUGGCUCUUUGCACUGGUAGUUGGGACAGUCUUCUCAAGAUCUGGGCUUAA